AUCUUCUCUCUCUCUCUCUCACUCUCAAUUCCAUAUAACUUAUACAUAUAUAUGUAUAUCCUCAUGAAUGGCUAUAACAUAACAUAACAUAACAUAUUCAUAUUCAUAUUCAGUUUCCUCUAGGUUUUACACACUCUGUUGAUGGACUAUUGCCUCUCCUACAACAUACCUUUCGUCCUGGAAUCUUUACCCUCCGCGGUGAAGAAGAACACUUUGAAGUCAUCGUCCCAAGGGCUUCGCAGACUCGUAUCCACAAACAACAAACUCCACUUCUUCGGCGAUCGGCGAUUUAAGCGGAGAGCGUUGAUUGCGGUGGCCAGUGCUGACUGUGAAUUCAGCAGCUUGAACACGCCGCUCGAGCCAAAGUCGUUUGCUGGGAAGUUUCUGAGCCGUGUAUUACAGAAUGACCUUGAUUACUUUCAUGUUGCUGUUGGUAAGCAGUUGGAGCAGUUAGCCGCUGAUCGGGAUGAAGCUGUUGCUCGCAUGAAUUUAAGCUUGGCUUCUGAUGAAGCCGCUCUUCACAGGAGGAUUGCAGAACUGAGAGAGCACGAGUGUGAGAUUGCAGUUGAAGAUGUGAUGUAUAUGUUAGUGUUACACAAAUUUAGUGAGAUCAGAGUCCAUUUGGUUCCAAGGCUCUCUAGAUGCAUUUAUAAUGGCAGACUAGAGAUAUGGCCUUCCAAGGACUGGGAGCUUGAGUCUAUUCACAACUUUGAGGUCUUAGAAAUGAUAAGGGAACAUCUGACCGCUGUCAUCGGCUGGAGGGCAGACUCUAAUGUUACAGACAAUUGGGCCACAACUCAGAUUCCACGACUCCAGCUCUGCGGAGUCUAUGCUGCUUCCAUCUUGUAUGGGUAUUUUCUGAAGUCCAUCUCCUUGAGGCACCACCUUGAACUAAGUGUUGCUGAGGCCAACUGCGAUCUUGGAAUAACAUGUCGAAACCCCCUUCCACAGUCAGAAUUGUGGUCGUGUGGGAUAAAGAAUAUUGCCUUUGGGCGCAUUAGCAACACACAGUCCAUAUCGGUGGGUCAAGAUUCAUGUAGCCGAGGAAAGAAACGUGAGAAACUGAGGCGGUACAUAAUGGGAUUUGACCCUGAGACAUUGCAGAUGCGUGCAAAGCCAAAAACAAAGGAGGUUGUGAAUCUAGUUGAGAAGCAUAGCUGCGCACUUUUUGGGGAUGAGAAGACGGGUUUGAUUGAGACCAAUGAGGUGAUUUUGACUUCACUAUCGAGCCUCAAGAGAAUAGUUUUGGAGGCUGUUGCAUUUGGUUCUUUCCUUUGGGACACGGAAGAAUAUGUGGACGCUGUAUAUAAGCUCAAGGAGAAUUGAUUAGGGAAAAAGUGAAGUUUAUGAAAGAUACAAGUCUUAAAUGUGUAUAUAUGAGUUCUCUGUUUUCAAAUCUUGCAGCACUCGCACUCGGGCGAAUUUUAUGAUGUAAAGUAUACAAUGGUUUUGUAAAUAAUGUAAAAUAUGGCUUUUGCCAGAUCCUGCUUUUGUUAGCUUUUUACUACUUUCUUGCUCAUAGGUAGUAAAACCAUCAAUCUGAAUAUUACUAGUGCCUUUUGUUUUUGGUG
Molecule: messenger RNA, 1571 nt
Organism: Camellia sinensis
Lineage: Eukaryota; Viridiplantae; Streptophyta; Magnoliopsida; Ericales; Theaceae
Product: phosphoserine aminotransferase, putative (DUF760)
Source: RefSeq, a predicted model, not a curated record